Phoenix dactylifera (date palm) is the source of this 910-nucleotide messenger RNA. Its product is annotated as large ribosomal subunit protein eL20. Gene Ontology annotation, molecular function: structural constituent of ribosome. Gene Ontology annotation, cellular component: ribosome. NCBI's taxonomy places the organism in Eukaryota, Viridiplantae, Streptophyta, Magnoliopsida, Arecales, Arecaceae. The record is from RefSeq and is a predicted model, not a curated record. Gene Ontology annotation, biological process: translation.
AAGGCUAUAAAUAUACACCGCCAACUCGUCCAUCGGUUCAGCCGCCAGCGCUUCACCGUGAGGCGGGGGAAAGGGUGGGAAGAGGAAGAAGAGAAGGCGAUCUCUAGGGCUUUCAGAGUUCGCGAUGGUGGUGUUUAGGUUCCAUCAGUAUCAGGUGGUGGGGAGAGCGCUCCCUUCGCCGACCGAUGAGCACCCGAAGAUCUAUCGGAUGAAGCUGUGGGCGACCAACGAGGUCCGUGCCAAAUCCAAGUUUUGGUAUUUCUUGAGGAAGCUCAAGAAAGUUAAGAAGAGCAAUGGACAAGUUCUGGCGAUCAACGAGAUUUUUGAGCGGAAACCGACCAAGAUAAAGAACUAUGGAAUUUGGCUGCGUUAUCAGAGCAGAACAGGCUAUCACAAUAUGUACAAGGAAUUCCGUGACACCACUCUAAAUGGUGCUGUAGAGCAAAUGUACAAUGAGAUGGCUUCUCGUCAUCGGGUAAGGUGUCACUGUAUACAAAUUAUCAAAACAGCCACAAUUCCAGCUAAGCUUUGCAAGAGAGAGAGCACUAAGCAAUUUCAUGAUUCCAAAAUCAAGUUUCCCCUGGUGUUUAAGAUGGUUAGACCGCCAAGCAGGAAGCUGAAAACCACAUAUAAGGCAUCAAGGCCAAACUUGUUUAUGUAAUUCAGCUUAGUUACUAGUUCUCCAUUCUUGAUCUUCUUACAUCGAGGUAGAAGUUCAGAUGAGUCAAAAGUUUAUUCAGUCCUUUUUCUUGAUAGACAACUUAUUUAGCGAACGUUCUCUGAUUUGUCAAAUCUGUGGCUGGAAAUUUUGGUUUACUUUAUUUAAUGAGCUAUUUUUUACUUUUAUAAAGUUUUGUGGUUGGAAGUCCUGGAUAUAACUGCUGAUAUGCAAAGUUUAGCUAGUUUAAUA